CAGAUCUGUCAAGCUUACACAAAUCAGCUGUGUUUGACGUUGGCAUUGUUUAGCUACAAACUCUUGAAAACCUUUGGAUUUAACCGUAUUUAAAUGAUUGUUUGAUGAAUUAAAACAGAAAUUCGUCAGGAAGACGGCCUGCUUAAACAAAAUGUCCUGUGAAAUUCGCGUGACAGCUACCAUACAAGAUAUUCCGAGCAUCCGAAGAUGCUUAUUUCCGACUGAUGACCACAGAGGUACAGAGUCCUGGCUUCAAACCUGCCACAUAGCAGCCUCACCGACAGGCGAUGUGUUGGCGAUAGCCAAUGAGAGGAGACUGGUCAUCCUAAGCUCAAAAUGGGACUCAACUUUAUCAAGGAGUCUGUUUCAGAUCAAUUUUGCUGAUUCCAUUCACGACUAUGAUAAGGUGAAAGCCGCCCUUUGUCUCCCAAUUGUGGGGGAAAGUCACAGUUCACACGUGGGACCUGAUUGGAUCUGUACUGUUUUAGGUUUUGACUCUGGUUACGUGCGCUUCUACACAGAAAGUGGCGACUUAUUGUUCGAGGAGCAAUUUCACAGCGAAAAUAUCACGGGCAUCAAAUGCCAGAGCCAACACAACCCCCGGCCGGAUUUAUCGCCCGAAUUGCAUCCGGAAGAACUCUAUAUUCACUACCAAAGCAAUGUUUGUCUGGUGAGUGGCCAGCAGCUGUUUGAGAACCUGAAGAACUUGAGGAGCCAGCUGGCGAGAGUGCAAGCCAAAGGAAGUCCAAUAGAAUUCAAAGGCGUUCCGCUCAGCGUCAGAAAAUGGGGCUUUCAGGACCAAAGCAGUGUCAACGACGUGGCUGUGAUUGGCCUUAACAUGACGAAUACAUUCGACCAUCUUCUCACUGCCUCCGUUUGUGGAGGAUUUGAGGCAAAGUAUCGGAACACCGCCCCCAAUAGUACUUUGGUUCUGGCGGCCGGUUCCAAACCGUUCUUGGGGUACCACUAUGCAUUGGAGGGGGUUACGCAGCCUGUUUUAAGCGACGUGGCCAAAGCAGUUGCAAGCAAAUUGAAAUCGGCAUUACCUGGCUGGCUAACAGGGGCGAAGUCCGAGACUAAGGAGGUGACCAUUGCAAUGCACCCAGUGGAGAAUAUGGCGCUUCGCUUUGGUCUAUGUGAUUUGAGACGGACUGCUUCAGAAAUUUUCUUGUCUCCCAGUAAAAAACUUGCUGCAGUUUCCGAUAGUCUUGGCCGUGUGCUUUUGAUUGACUCCUACAGGGGAGUGAUCCUGAAAAACUUCAAGGGCUACAGGGAAGCCCAGUGCGCCUUCUUGCAGGUUCCGGAUGAACGUAAAAGCAAGCACCGAUUCGGCAACAAAGUGGCCACAUUCCUGCUAAUCUACUCGCCCAAAAAGGGCACGUUAGAAAUCUUCACUGUGCAGCAAGGCACGAAAAUCGUCACAUUUUCCGCAUCUAAAUACAGCAAACUGCUGUAUAUUACUCACGGUUUGAUGGGAUUUACGACCACAUCUAAGUCGCGUUAUGUUUGCCAAUAUACGUGUGUGUUUCUGGACAAUGAUGGUCAAAUUCGCGAAAUUUCCGUACCAUUUCAUUUCGCCUUGGCGGAGAAGAGCAGCAUUCGGGCCAGGGAUAUUCACCUACACAAGAAACUCCGACAGUUGAUUAAAACGGAUUGUCCAAGUGAAGUCGAUUUGGACAAAGAGAUUUUUCACAUUUGCACCGAGCUGAAGACCGUUGAAUUGCGCCAGCAAACUCUGGAAAUGCUGUUGAAUCACGAAAGAAUAUCUGCAGAAGUACUGGCGCGAUGUUUGCAGCACUUUUUAGAUGAUCCUGCUGAAGGCGACGCUCAAUCCACCUUCCGGGUGCUUUGCACCAACGCUAAAUCCGUGCUGGAGCUGUACUUAUUCGCGGUAUCCACAUCCUGUGAAGCUCCAGAAAACGACAAUAACGCUGAUCACAACAACAAGCUCAACUUAGAAGAACGAGACUUGCAGGGGCUGCAAAAAUUGCUCGAUUUGGCCACUGCCACACAAAACGAAGAUCGAAAUACUCCCAGGGUGCGCUUCUCUUCCUACAAAAAUUUCCCAGUAUCCAGCUUUUUGUGGUGUUUCGAUCUCACAAGCGCCGAUGAAAUUGGGCUGAAGCCCGAUACAGAGGAGCUUGAGCUAUUGAAAAGUUCUGAGGUACUGUUCCGGGACUACAUAUCUGGAACCCGCCACAACCUGUCGGAGUUUUCUUCCGCAUUAUUAGCCAGUCGCGUCCGAAUAAAAGACCUGUUCAACUUGGCCAUUCACUAUUGGGUGUUCAGGUCCUUGGACAUCAGCCUGAACCUGGAGCAGGAUAUGUACAACUUCCUGCAGGUGAUUACCGCUUUAGGAAGGAUGGCGAACAAGGAGAUUCUUGCUGAUGUGGAGACCGUUGGAGUGUCGGGCUUUUGGGGUGAUAUCCGAGAGACUUUGGCCAACAAUGCCCGCUCAUUUCCAGCUUUAAUGGCCGCCAUGCUUUGUAAGCACGUGAUGCAACGAGACGAAUUGCAGGAUUUGGAAGAUAAUAUGGAGCUGCUCACACAAGAAGAUAUAGAAUGGUCGUUGCUUAUUGGAAAACUUGAAGACAUAUCAACCUUAAACCUAGUGCUGGGUUUCAAGCCCCAGCUUCAAAGGCCAGUGCUUCCAAAGCUCAGCCAUGAAAAGGUGGAUAUUAGUCUAAAGUAUAUCCUGCAAAACGGCAAAGGCUCAGUAAGCGAGCUGACCGCCCGAUGGCUGACCACGUGCGGUAUCGGUCCGCAACAGAUCGUGCUUAACGACAAAAUCAUCUCACACGCUUCAGCCAAUCCAGAUCAAAACCAAGACAUCUCUGAGGGGAUGCAUUUAGAGAUGAUUCAGCAAGUAAACUCGGAGGCUGUUUUCAAGUAUUUAAACUUGCUAAAGCAGCAAUUCCCUUACAGCUUAGAGGUCAACAAUCUGUUGUCGAACGUUUGUUGGGAAUACGCUCUCGCAUGGAGGAGAGACAUUAAGGACUUGAGUAAUUUGAGAGCAGCCCUUCAGUGUCUUAAAGAAGUGCCGGAUAAACGUGUUCGAGCUGGGCUGUUUCAGCUGAUGUGGAACACGCAUUUGAAGAUUGUCCUUGAAGCCAGCUGCAAGCUGAUCAAUAAAGUGGGCAAAUUGCCAAAAGAGAGACUGUGCCAGCAGGACACCGGACUGUCCGAUAAGGAAAUAGCAGAAUUUAUUGAAAUUUCAACCGAUUUCCUCGACUCUUUCCUCGAUACCCUUCAAAGCGAACCCGACCUACCCAAACCAGAAGUAAAGUUUGAACCUCUCUUUGAAAAUAGCGGCCCGCUGGCUCUAAUAGAGCUGGCCGUUCAACAGAAACGUGCCGACUACGGCCUGCUACACUUGCACUAUCAACUCUGCGUAGUGCUACACAUGAUCACGAAGUUCAAUGUGAAACACGCCAAACCAGUCAACAAUCUCUUUGAACCUUCUUUGGUCGGCUUCUUCUUCACCGACUUGCAGCGACAACAAGACGUUAGCUGGAACAAGUCGGACGUGAGGACGAAUUCCUCAAGGGAACAGUUUUUGAGAAAAAUAAUCACUUCCAGUUUGGAAACCGUCACCCUGGAUGAUGAUGGUCAGGUUUACUGCAAGGAGCACAUGGAGUGGAUGGACAAGUGCCUAAUGUUAACUAGAAUUUGGAAUCUGAAUGUCGAUAGCUUUAGAAGAUAUCAGAUAAUAUUGCUGUACAUGAGUGGCUACGAUUUGGUGGCUCAGGACCUUAUUCCUGCCGUUGACGAGCCAGAACUAUUAGGUGAAGACUUGCUAAAAGUGGCAGGGAACCGAUUGGGCCAGUUUCUAUCGUCUUCGGUCAACUUGGGCGAAAACAUCGCCGCACUGAGCCCUAUGUUAAGCCGCUAUAUAGACUCUUUAAAUGAAGGUUCGUGUUCCCCUAGCAAUCUAACCAACAUCAAAGUGCUGGCCAAUCAGGCGAAGAACUGCAUAGGAGAGUCCCAAAAAGAGUUAUUCAAGCUGGCCGAGCUCCUUUUAGACGCCUGUGACACUUUGGAGCAGAUUCGUGACGCCGAUGCAAAUAAUGCGUAGUAGAAAAUAAAUAGCGUGUUUUAUCGUCUGCCACAACGUGCAAGCGACUAGUUUGGUUAGAGGAAACUGUUUUUCUAGAUACUACUCUAGGCGCUCUUGCUUCAAUUCGCAGUUCAUUAUACCUACUACCCUCAAUAACUUAAAUCUCUCUUUAAACUUUUAGCUGAAAGUAAUGUGAUACCAUUUAAUAACUGUUCGUUUUUAUAGGAGUACGGUCCUUUGUGACCAAUAAAGAUUAUUUUUUAAUUCA
Messenger RNA from Dendroctonus ponderosae (mountain pine beetle), 4325 nucleotides. RefSeq names its product rab3 GTPase-activating protein regulatory subunit. Gene Ontology annotation, biological process: regulation of GTPase activity. Bases 152 to 4075 code for a protein of 1307 amino acids. The record is from RefSeq and is a predicted model, not a curated record. The transcript has 13 exons. NCBI's taxonomy places the organism in Eukaryota, Metazoa, Arthropoda, Insecta, Coleoptera, Curculionidae.